Mollisia scopiformis is the source of this 1545-nucleotide messenger RNA. RefSeq lists its product as uncharacterized. The record is from RefSeq and is a predicted model, not a curated record. Gene Ontology annotation, cellular component: cytosol; endoplasmic reticulum. The transcript is spliced from 2 exons. NCBI's taxonomy places the organism in Eukaryota, Fungi, Ascomycota, Leotiomycetes, Helotiales, Mollisiaceae. The annotation marks the transcript as partial.
GCUAGCGACCUGAAGCGACGUCUCUUGCAAGACGUUGCUGAGCUUCAAAACAACCCAUACCCCAAAAUCACACUACAUGUCCAGGAUGACGAUGUCACACAAGUCUGCCUUGUCCUUGAGCCGGAUGGGUAUCAAUCCAUGCACCUGACUGUUUACUUCCCAGACGAUUACCCUCUUCGCCCUCCCAGGGUACAGAUGAACUCGGACGUCCAGCAUCCUAACAUCUACGACGAUUAUAUCUGUGCCUCAGUCUUGAAUACCGAAGAAGACUACACUCCAGCCUAUACAUUGAAGAGUCUCGCCAUUCAGCUCUUGAGCUUCUUCAGUAGCACAAGUAUCGAGCAAGUUCAUGGCAGUGUCGUCAAGCUUGAUAGAUUUCGCGAUCUUCAGUCUUACACUCAUGGAUGCACAUACCUGUGCUCUAAAUGUGGCCACGGAACUGCUGGGUACGGAGCCGCACCUCGUCCCACACCUUCUCCUGCAAGCAUUCCUGCAAUGUACGUCUCAGAUUCAAAUGUAGCAUCUCCAACGAAUCUAACGACUAUCGAAAACCUUGCUAACGAGCUUCUUGUCUUGAUCUUGGACCACCUGGACAUAGAGGAUUUAAUGCGUUUCGCUCAAUCCUGGCCCCAAAUCGGAAAAGUCAUAACAGAAUUCGAUGUAAUCCAACAACGUGAAUUACAAUGCUUCUUGCUAAAGAAGGAUUACACGUCAGUGAAUCUCGGCAUUGGAGUCGACUACCACGGAACGAGCAAGAAGAUUGAGUCCGAAUUCGAUAUCUUAUCAUACGAAGCCUUUCACACCCACCAAAUACGUCGCUCUAUACAAGGCGUGACAUUUACCCACUGGCUACCGCUAGCUAUCAGUCCAGGUCAUUGGAGCAGAGUUCUACCAGAUGUCUACAGUACUCUGAUAGAGUUAGGAGCGGCUGCAAACAUGGGAAAUGUCAAACCAGUCGAAGUUAUCUACCGUUUCAUGAACGAUGUUGUUGUCAAGUUCAACGAUCAGGUCGAGUUCAGCGAAACCGCAACAUCAUCAUGGCAUCAAUACGAACAACUACUUAAGGCCAAGUCUACUUUAACUCAUGCGUCUGAAAAGGCAAUCCAGUCAUACUUUCACCUUUUCCAUCUUCUACUCUGCCUUGCGACUGAAGAUCCCAGUAUUGUUGAGGCUGCCGACAAGGCCCUCCUCGCCUUUGCGGAUGGGAAUGUCUCCAAGACCACAUGUCCUAAUCUCGGCGAUCUCCUCGUUGCUUCUCUGAUUAGCACUGUCGACAUGACUGAGCCGUUGCUGAAGUCCAUCCUCAAAGAAGCCAUUGUCAGAAAUGUGGUCUGGAUGUUCAAGAACAAUGCGCCAGAACUCUCUUACAUGGAACCAUCUGCAGUCUCCGAAUACCGACUCCUGACGACCUUCCGGGCAACCAAGACCAGCUAUCGCAUCCUCAUGUUCCAGAACCUCUUUCGACGAACCGCCGUCACUUCUCCUCGUAAAAGCCUCUCCCAACUGCGAGACGAAGUCUUUAAGCGCCAUGGUGCACCUCCUCCC